This is a messenger RNA of Polistes canadensis, 1312 nucleotides long. Its product is annotated as dynein heavy chain 7, axonemal-like. Lineage: Eukaryota; Metazoa; Arthropoda; Insecta; Hymenoptera; Vespidae. Bases 70 to 939 code for a protein of 289 amino acids. The transcript has 3 exons. The record is from RefSeq and is a predicted model, not a curated record.
UAUUUCUUUUUUUCUUUUUUUUUGUUCUUUCAUUGAAAAAGAUAAAGAGUAUAUUCAGUAUCCUAAAUAAUGGAAUGUUCCAAUGAUAUUGUCGAAUGCAAUCGUAAAAGAAAACCUUCGAAAUCAUCGGAAAAAUGUAUUGAAUGUGCUACGAAAAAACGUACUUUUCAAAUAAGGGAUACCGAUGGUAAAAUGCAAAGAAUUACAAGAAUUCCUGUGUUGGAUCAUCCACGAUCUAGUACAGAUCAUACCAUGGAAAAUAUUUCAAGGAUGUCACAGUGUCAAAGGAUAAAAAAUACGAAGGAAUGUGAAAAGAUUCUCUCAAAGAGUAAACUUUAUUUAUCCCUUCGAGAAAAGAGAGCUGAAUUUCGCCGUUCAUUGGUCAAAGCGAUCACUAUGAAAAAAGAUAAAGAAGAAGAAGAAAAAGAAAAAAAAGAAGAAAAAGAAAAGGAUAAGUUUGUUGAUAGUAAAGAAAAUAUUUACUUGACUAAAAACGACGAGGAAAUUUUGAGAUAUUAUUAUUACGUCAUUCAUGCAAUCGAUGACGUAUACGUUAAAUCGAUCGAUGAUGAAACAUUGGAAAAUAUUUUAAAUUUAAUUCCGAAAGAACGGCGAAUGAAAUUUUCAGAAUAUUUAAACGAACUUAUCAAAGAAACGAAAUACGAUUAUAAAUUCAAUAUUAAAAAGGCAGUUGUUGAUUUCGUUUUGCAGGAACCUUCGAGGACCGAUUACGAAUUGUUGGAAAAGUCAGGAAAAACGAAGGAGAGUGAAGAGAUUAAACAAUUUUCUAUCGAGCACAAUGUUAGAUACAGAAGAAAAAAAUUCAAGAUAGAAAGGAUUGUCAUACUUUACAAUAAAUAUAUGCGUAGAUCAUUGGAUUAUUGGAUCAGAGAAUUCAGGUUCGUCGAUGAACAAAUUAAAAAGGAUAUAUAUUUGUAAAUAAAUCAUUUCUAAUUUAAUUUGGUUUUGUUGAAAGAGACACAGAAGUGAUUUUGUUAUAUUUGUCAUAGUAAUAAAAGGCAAAUCGAUGUUGAAGAAUUAGCAUCUUACGGACAAUCUUACGAUCUCGCUAGUUUCGAUUACAAGGUCACGAGGAUGUUGCAAAGAAUGCGAAAUAAUCUUGAGAAAAAUUGGCUACCCAAAAUUCGUGGUAUAUUCGGUAACGUAAGGAACAAAAGAAAACUUCUACAUCAUUUUUAUAUCAUUUUGAUAAUUUGACAAAUAUUUAUUGUAUCAUUUUGUAAUUAAAGUUCAGGAAGAAAGAACGUAGAAUGCGUAAAACUGAAACAACGAUUAAACAAUUCGAAAUAAA